UAAAAUUUUGCCACACGCACAACUCUUUUUUGCCUCCGAAAAAACAUGAAAUAUUCCAACAAACAAAAAUCCCAACAUAGAAUCUGACCCAAAAUGUCAAAAAUCUGAGAGCUUUUUCUAAAAAAAGUUGAGGGAACCCUUUAAAAAUAGAAUUCUUGAUCAUAUAUAUAAUUCAUCUCCUUCUUGAACCUUUGCUAAAUUCUUUUUUUUCCUUUUUUUUUUUUUUUUUUUAAGUAUUUGUUGCAAAGGAACCAAAGGGUGGUGGGUUCUUGUUCUGCAUGGCAUUUUGAAGGCUAAAGAUACAAUUUUUAUGUGCAUACAUAUUCAUUUUAGGUGUAAAAAUUGAAUCUUGUAUUGUUCAUUAGGAGUUCUUGAUGUUGGAUGCUAAAUAGGGGCCAUAAUCCAUCUGAUUUCUCGUUGAAUAGCCUGGAAGGCUAAAGAGAUCAUAUAUCUAGUUGAGACAUAUACAUUUGAUAUAUUUGUAUAUAUAUAAACAUUUGUGUAUAUUUCAAUUCUCCCUUUUAGAUGUUUGGAAUUCCAUGAAUUGGAUUGAAAUAAAUAGAGCUACAAAGGCCAAGGUUUUCUGGUUGUUUCUUGGAUUGCAUUGAGUGUUUCUUGAUUUACCUGAAAGAGGUUCUUGAAUACAUGCCAAAUAUAAUUAAAAGAAGGCCAGACUAUGGGAUGAUCAAUAUUAUAAUGAGAAGGGUAGCCUAUGCAUUUGGUUUUGUUGCUUUGCUUUGUGUUUGCUCAGCAAGAGAUUCAGAAGGGAAACGAAAGUUUCCCGGAAGCAAUUUAGAUGUUUCAGGUCUUUGGCAUGUUCCUGUGAUAGACGAAGAUACGGCCGAGCAAGUAUGGAUUCAUUGCAGAGAAGACUUAGAAGAGAGUACAGAAGCAGCAAAAUUUCUGGAAUAUUAUAUUCAACGAGCAGAAACAGGAAGUUAUAGUUGCUUAAAACAGGAUAUAGCUUUGUUGAGAAAAAGAACCUUACGAAACGCUAUUAAAGAUUUGCCUCCCGGACAGAAGCAGAUAUUGUUGCAGUGCUUAAGAAGGAAAAAUGUUCCACUUCAUGUUUAUGAUAAUGACGAUGCAUCCAGUACUUGGUUUAGCAAGUACCAAGAGCUUUUGGCACAAUUGUCCAGCGUUCCCAGGAGGUACCUAAGAGGAAAAAAGCAUCCAUUUUUGAGAAAAAAACAUGCUCCAGUUCCAUCCCUCGCUCCAUCUCCAGGGCCCGUCCCGGUUCCAACCCUCUCUCCAUCUCCUGGGCCCAGCCCGGUUCCAACCAUUGCUCCAUCUCCGGGGCCCCGCCCUUUUCCAACCCUCGCUCCAUCUCCAGGCCCCGCAACUGUAUCGCCAAUUUAUGCUCCAGUUCCUUCUACUGAGGUGCCCGCUAGCUCUCCAACUCUGCAGCCUCCUUCUCCAGUUAUAAAACCUCCUGCAAAGCCUCCAAAACCUCAAAUUAGCACCAAUUCUUCUAAACCUUUGCCUGUUCAUCCUCCAGCUAAACCACAAAAUGGUCAUAAUUCUCCUGGAAAUAAUCAGCAGCAUCGAAAUUAUUUAAUUGCUGCAGUGGCUGGAUGUUCCGUCGCGGGAAUAGCCCUUUUAGCUAUGUUGCUAUUAUGUGUUAAGAAUAAAAAGAAAGAAGUAGCUCCAAAAGAUGGGCAAAGGGACGGGAAACCUCCUCUGAAUUUGAAUCCAGGUUCUUCUCUAAAUGUCAAGAGUGCGUCUGCUGUAGACGAUGCUGAUCCUCAUAAUACUUUCGAAGCAGAAGGGAAACUGUCGAAUGCAAAUGCUCACACACCAUUACCGCUUCCUCCGGGAAAAUCUGCACCUCCACCUCCUGGUCCACCACCACCUCCUCCUCCUAAACCACCUGCUCCAAGCCCACCUCCACCUCCAAAAGUUGUUCGUCCUCCUAAUCCACCAAAACCUGGUAAUUUGCCAAAGCCUUCACCUCUUGGAGCCGCACAUCAGAGAGGACGUUCUUCUGGGACCGGGGGAAGUGACUCAUUGGGUGAAUCUGAUGCUCCAAGGACAAAAUUAAAACCAUUCUUCUGGGACAAGGUUCUUGCUAACCCUGACCACUCUAUGGUUUGGCAUGAAAUAAAAGCCGGCUCUUUCCAGUUUAAUGAGGAGAUGAUGGAGUCCUUAUUCGGAUAUAUACCAGGUGACCAAGGAAAAGAAGAUCGAAGAAAAGCUUCCUCAUCCUUUGACCAAACCUCACAGUAUAUUCAGAUUAUUGAUCCUAAGAAAUCGCAAAAUCUAGCAAUUCUUCUCAAAGCCUUAAAUGUGACAACAGAAGAAGUUUAUGAUGCUCUCGAGGAGGGUAAUGAACUGCCUCCUGAACUCUUACGAACUCUGUUGAAGAUGAAACCAACAAUGGAUGAAGAACUAAAACUCAGAUUAUUUGCCGGAGACAUUUCUCAGCUUGGUCCUGCUGAACGUUUUCUAAAGACCAUGGUUGCAAUUCCAUUUGCCUUCAAACGGAUGGAAGCAUUGUUGCUCAUGUGUUCUCUUCAGGAAGAAGUUUCUUCCAUUAAAGAGUCCUUUACGACCUUAGAGGUCGCAUGUAAGGAGCUGAGAAACAGCAGACUCUUCCUGAAACUUCUAGAGGCAGUUCUUAAAACUGGAAACCGCAUGAAUGAUGGCACCUUCCGUGGCGGUGCCCAGGCAUUCAAGCUCGACACGCUUUUGAAACUGUCAGAUGUGAAAGGAACUGAUGGAAAGACCACACUCUUGAACUUUGUAGUUCAGGAAAUUAUUCGAUCUGAAGGAUUAAAAGCAGCACGAAGAUUGAGAGAGAACCAAAGCACAUCCAGUGUGCAGACAGAAGAUCUUGCUCAGGACUCGGUCGAUUAUCAUCGCACCCUUGGUCUCCAGGUGGUUUCUGGUUUAAGCAACGAGCUACAGAAUGUAAAAAAAUCAUCACUUAUUGAUGGCGAGAACUUAAGUGCAGCUGUCAUGAAGCUUAGUCAGUCACUGGUGAAAACUAAAGAGUUUCUGGAGACGGAUAUGAGAAGUUUGGAGGAAGAAAGUAAGUUCCGCGUUACACUCACGGAUUUUAUCCAACACGCAGAACAGGAGAUUACUUGCAUACUAGAAGAAGAGAAAAGGAUAAUGUCUUUGGUUAAGAGCACAGGAGACUACUUCCAUGGAAAUGCAGGGAAGGACGAAGGCUUGCGUCUCUUUUCUGUUGUUAGUGAUUUCUUGAUUAUGUUGGACAAGGCAUGUACUGUUGUGAGAAAAUCAACUAAGUUGACAGUAAAGACUCCUAGAAAAGGGACAUUAACAACAUCUCCUUCCCAAGAAUCUCUUCCUGAGUCUUUGCCAGACAUACGUCAACGACUAUUUCCUGCAAUCCAGGAGCGACAGAUGCACGAUUCUAGUUCAGAUGAUGAGAGCUCAAGCCCGUAGCUUUCUGUUUAGGUGUCAGAGUACUUUGGAGCUAAUAUGGCUUGGAUAAUAGACUGCAAAAGUAUGUAUUUAACAAAUAUAUGAGGCCUAAAGUCUGCUUCAAAUACACCCCAGUUAGCGAACACAUGCUCUGGGAGAUAGAGGGACUAGGCAUUUGGCUUCAAUGCUUUCUUAGAGCCCUAGCACUAGUGGUAGGAAGAAUGGCUAUAGUAUAGAUGCCGUAGUUAUUGCUGGUCUACUACAACUAUCCACGGAGUUAAAUCACGACCUCUCAAUGUUUGUAGUCACAUUUGUCUAUAAAAUCUAACUAUUUCUCGACUAUGAGAUGGUAAUGUUACUGAUCUCCUCAAUGCUUGUUAAAUUAUUUUUAGUAUAUAUUGGAAGUUUAAGAAAGUUGGACCAGAUUUGCACAGUUGCAGCUUUUUGUUCUUCUAGUUGUAUCUUCUUUUUCUGGUUAAGAUGCAUGAUUGGUGAUUCA
This is a messenger RNA of Lycium ferocissimum, 3889 nucleotides long. RefSeq names its product formin-like protein 3. Gene Ontology annotation, biological process: actin cytoskeleton organization; actin nucleation. The record is from RefSeq and is a predicted model, not a curated record. The coding region runs from base 646 to 3411 and encodes 921 amino acids. NCBI's taxonomy places the organism in Eukaryota, Viridiplantae, Streptophyta, Magnoliopsida, Solanales, Solanaceae. The transcript is spliced from 7 exons. Gene Ontology annotation, molecular function: actin filament binding.